Messenger RNA from Pogoniulus pusillus (Red-fronted tinkerbird), 2767 nucleotides. It is a transcript of the gene CNKSR1, whose product is annotated as connector enhancer of kinase suppressor of Ras 1. The transcript has 21 exons. NCBI's taxonomy places the organism in Eukaryota, Metazoa, Chordata, Aves, Piciformes, Lybiidae. Bases 14 to 2446 code for a protein of 810 amino acids. Gene Ontology annotation, molecular function: protein binding. The record is from RefSeq and is a predicted model, not a curated record.
CGGCCUGGCCGCCAUGGAGCCCGUGGGUGCGUGGGACCCUGCGCGGGUGGCUGCCUGGCUGCGAGGGCUGGACCCGGCGGUGCAGGGAUACCCCUUCGAGGCCUGGGGGCUGGCCGGGCCGGAGCUGCUGGGGCUGUCGGAGGGGGCUCUGGAGGCGCUGGGCGUGUGCCAGCUGGGGCACCAGGAGCUGCUGCUGGAGGCCGUGGAGCAGCUGCGAGCCCUGGACGCGGGGCUGGCGAGCACCAGCCUGCGGACGCUGACCGAGAGGCUGCAGGAGCUGGCGCAGGGCAUCCAAGACCUCAUCCUGAGGGGGGCACCUGCAGGGGCUGACCCCCACCCGCCCUCCCUCGCCCUCCUCUCUCGUGUUGUCGACUUGGUCGGUGCUGCCAAGGGGCUCUUCUCCUGGCUUAGCAGGUACCUCUUCUCCACCCUCAACGACUUCUCGGCCAGCCAGGACAUCGUCCUGCUCUGUGCCCAGCUGGCAGAGGCGCUGCAGGCGGACUGCCCUGCAGCUGAGAGGGACAGCAAGAUCCUGUGGAUUUGCCAGCACAUCGUGGGCAUCUGCGAGAGCAUGGUGGGCUGCAGCCCCCCAGCGCUGCUGGACUGCAGGGCUGUGCUGCAGCAAGUGGGGCUGCAGCGGCUCCCUGGCCCCCCGGGCAGCCCCCCAGUGUCCCCCCACACCCCAGCGCUGCCUCUUGGUCUGUGGGGGAGCCCCCCGGCAUCCCCUGGCACCCCGACGCUGCCCACCAGCCCAUGGGCUAGCCCCCCAGCGUCCCCUGGCACCCCGACGCUGCCCUCUGACCCCCCGGGCACUCCCCCACCGCUCCUUACUGCCCCGCUGGGCCUCGAGGUCACCACUAGCAGCUCCUGCCUGCACUUUGUGUCUGCAGCCACUCCAGAGGCCCUGGCUGCCCACGGGGGCCGCAUCCUGCCCGGAGAUGAGAUCGUGCAGGUCAACGAGCAGGUGGUGGUGGGGUGGACCCACGGCAACCUGGUGAGGAAGCUGCGGGAGCAGGCGAGAGCAGUGACCCUGGUGCUGAAGAGGAUCCCCCUGCCCCUGCCCAGCUCUCCGCCCUCUCCCAGGCAGCAGCUCCCAGGUGCGCUUCUGGACACUGCGGAUCGUCCUGGCACCAGGAGCAGCGAGUGCCCGGGCAGCCCUGUGUCCCUGACCUCCAGUGCUGCUGCCGACCUGGAAUCGGGGCCGGACUCUGCGCCAGACCUCGGCAGCGAGGAAGAGGACAGAGAGGACGAGAGGGGCGUGGGGCUGCCCGCGGCGGCUGCGGGGGAGCUGCUGAGGCUGCCUGGCUGCGGUGUGCAGGAGGAGGCACCGUGGGAGGCUGGCACCGCGUGGGGCACCACACCAGGCACCCUUGCUCUUGCAGGACCUUGCCCCACAGAGCUCAGCUCCACAGUAGCCCCCACGGCAGAGGCUGGGGGUGCAGAGCACAGCCCUGGGGAGGGCAGCCCCCAGACAGGACGCAGACCUAAAGGAGUGGCGACCAGGCUGAGCCGCCGGCGGGUGUCCUGCCGGGACCUGGGCCGGGUGGACUGCGAUGGGUGGCUCCUGAAGAAGAAGGACCAUGGAGGCUUCAUGGGCCAGAAGUGGAAGCGGUGCUGGUUCGUGCUGAAGGGCCACACACUCUACUGGUACCACCACCCCAACGAUGAGAAGGCUGCAGGGCUCCUCAACGUGGCCACCUACGACCUGGAGAGCUCAAGGGAGCAGAAGAAGAAAUACGUGUUCCAGCUGUGCCAUCAGAAGUACAAGCCCUUUGUCUUCGCUGCAGAGACGCUGGCUGACCUGAGCAUGUGGGUCAGUCACCUAAUAACAGCCAAAACCAAGUAUGCCCUGCCCCAGCAGUCAGUCCCAGACAAGGAGGAAGACUGCUACAGUGAGACAGAAGCUGAGGACCCUGAUGAUGACUCCCCCAGGCCAGGGUGUGACUCGCCAAAGAGGAGGUUGCCAAACACCCUGGAGAAAUCGCAGCUCCUCUGCGGCGGUGGUGAGCCCAGCAGCACAGCCAGCAGCCCCCAGGGCAGCCCCCGGGCCUGCUCGCCCAUGGAGCCUGCUGGGGAGGACCUGGAGUGCCUGAUGAGGUGCCUGAAGCAGGGGGGGCUGUCCCUGCUGGGGCGGCAGCGGUUCCUGACGCAGGAGCAGUGCCGCAGGUCCUUCGUGCGGCGCAACAAGAACCCCCACAUCAACGAGAGGGUGCACACCCUGCGGGCCCUGCAGAGCACACUCAAGGCCAAGCUGGCGGAGCUGCAGGCUUUGGAGCAGCUGCUUGGUGCUGCUGCACUCACUUCAGAGGCGUUCACACGCUGGAAAGAAGAGCACCAGGAGCUGUACCAGGAGCUGCAGGAGUGGUGGGCACCACGGCAGGGCCAGGACAGCAACGAGGGGCUCGAGGCUGAGCAUGGCCCCCGCAGAGAGGCAGCUGAACCCUGACACUGCUCUGGCACGAGUCCUUGCUGGCACAAACCAGGGUGCUGUGGGAGCUGAGUGGGUGCUCUACCUGUGCUGGGAGAGCUCAGGGGUGAUGAAGAUGUUUGUGAGGGCUCAGCCCCCACUAUGGACUUGCUGCAGAAGUGGUUUCUGCUUCAUCCCCGUGGAGGGGACAAGUGAUGAUCUUGCUUCUUUCAAGGACAUUUUGCCUCAGCUGCAGGGUGGCCACAGUGGCUCUUCCCUGGAGGAACAUGUGCCUGCCGUGGUGCUGCCAGCCCGGGGCUCUCCUGCUGCCAAUAAACCGCCAAGGGAGGCUGCUCCUGC